UUCUUUGGUUCUUUCAGGUGUAACAUUCGCCAUGGAUGAUGCAGAAGCCGCGAACGACAACAAGAAGAAGAGGAGAAGGGUGAACUUGAAAAAAUCCUCUUUGAAACCUAUCCCUGAGACUGAAAUCACUAUUGGAGUAGGAGAUAUCGAAGAUUUCUCUCCUCAAGAAACCCUAGAGAUUAGGGCUUCUCUACUGAAGUGGUAUUAUGAGAACCAGAGAGUCUUGCCAUGGAGGAAGAACCAACUCGAAGAAGAAGACGUCAACGGCGAUGACGGAGAUGGACAAGGAAGAGAGGUUCGAGCAUAUGCCGUCUGGGUUUCCGAAGUAAUGCUCCAACAGACUAGGGUUACUGCUGUUAUCGACUAUUACAACCGCUGGAUGGAGAAAUGGCCCACCGUUCAUCAUCUAGCUCAAGCUUCUCAAGAUGAGGUCAAUGAGAUGUGGGCUGGCUUGGGUUACUAUAGGCGGGCUCGCUUUCUGUUAGAGGGAGCAAAGUUGAUUGUUGAACGAGGUGAGUUUCCUAAGACGGCCUCCACUCUUCGUUCAAUUCGGGGAAUAGGAGAUUACACUGCUGGAGCAAUUGCUUCUAUUGCUUUCAAAGAGGCAGUGCCUGUGGUAGAUGGAAAUGUCAUCAGGGUGAUUGCUAGACUGAAGGCUGUAUCUGCAAAUCCGAAAAAGUGUGAGACUGUCAAGAGCUUCUGGAAAUUAGCUGGGCAAUUAGUUGAUCUUUGUACACCUGGAGACUUCAACCAGGCUCUAAUGGAGCUCGGGGCAACCCUAUGCACUCCUUUGAGCCCAAGCUGCUCCACAUGCCCUGUGUCAGGCCAAUGUCGUGCACUUGUAAUCUCUAGAACUUGCGAAUCAAUAAAGGUUACAGAUUAUCCAGUAAAGGUGGAAAAACCUAAGCAAAGAAGUGAUUUCUCUGCUGUCUGUGUUGUUGAAAUAGCUGAAGGUCCAGAAACUCAGGAGGGAGCCCAUAGUAAGAACAAUAAGUUUCUCCUUGUAAAGAGGCCAGAAGAAGGGCUGCUUGCUGGUCUCUGGGAGUUCCCAUCUGUAAUUCUGGAUGGACAAGCUGACUUGGCCACAAGGAGAAAAGCAAUGGAUCAGUACUUGAAGCAAUCUUUCAAACUUGAUGCUAAGAGGAAUUCCUGCAUAACUUUGCGGGAAGAUAUUGGAGAGUAUGUCCAUGUUUUCAGUCACAUACGUCUGAGGAUGUAUGUAGAGUUGUUGGUUUUAAAUCUAAAAGGUGGGGUAAAUCUACUCAACAGAAAGGAGGACAAAGAAAAAAUCACAUGGAAGUUGGUAGAUGGCAAAUCCAUUCAGAGCAUGGGAUUGACAUCUGGAGUAAGAAUGGUAUACAAUAUGAUUCAGAAAUUCAAGCAAAGUAGAAUGCUCACAAAUUCCAAAACCAAAAGAAAAAGGAAUCAGCAAAAACUAAUUAAAUGAAAUGUCCUUCUGAUGGAAUAGACUGCUCACAAAUUUCACAAACACACGAUAAAGGAUUUCGAAACUAAAUUAAAUGAUAUGCCCUUUGGAUAGGUAUCUGCUGGGUGUAAUACAAGAUGGCUGGAUUCUUCCCAAAGAUUGUAUCAAAUCUUAUUUCAUACAUUACAAAGAUCAUUUGUGUCAAAUCUUCAUGCGAUGAUGUUAUCUA
Molecule: messenger RNA, 1655 nt
Organism: Telopea speciosissima
Lineage: Eukaryota; Viridiplantae; Streptophyta; Magnoliopsida; Proteales; Proteaceae
Product: adenine DNA glycosylase
Exons: 8
Coding region: 32-1447 (471 amino acids)
Biological process (GO): base-excision repair; mismatch repair
Cellular component (GO): nucleus
Molecular function (GO): 8-oxo-7,8-dihydroguanine DNA N-glycosylase activity; oxidized purine DNA binding; adenine/guanine mispair binding
Source: RefSeq, a predicted model, not a curated record